Molecule: messenger RNA, 543 nt
Organism: Brachypodium distachyon (stiff brome)
Lineage: Eukaryota; Viridiplantae; Streptophyta; Magnoliopsida; Poales; Poaceae
Product: nuclear transcription factor Y subunit C-4
Exons: 1
Coding region: 1-543 (180 amino acids)
Biological process (GO): regulation of DNA-templated transcription
Cellular component (GO): nucleus
Molecular function (GO): DNA binding; DNA-binding transcription activator activity, RNA polymerase II-specific; protein heterodimerization activity
Source: RefSeq, a predicted model, not a curated record
AUGCAGCAGGAGGACCAGCACCAGCAACAGCUUCAGGCCUUCUGGAGCGACCGGCUGGAUGAGAUCGAGCACAUGAGCGACUUCAAGACCCACAGCCUUCCCCUUGCGAGGAUCAAGAAGAUCAUGAAGGCUAGCGGGGAGAAUGUCCAGAUGAUCGCGGGGGAGGCGCAUGGGCUCCUAGCUAAGGCGUGUGAGAUCUUCAUCCAGGAGCUGACGCUGAGAUCGUGGCUCCAAACCAGAGAAAAUAAUAGGAGGACGCUGCAGAAGAAUGACAUCGCCGCUGCGGUCUCCAGGAACGAGGCCUUUGAUUUCCUUGUGGACAUCAUGCAGGACAAUGGUGCGGGGUUGCCGACUGGGACCAUGCAGACCAUGGUCCCAGGAAUGGGCACCUUUGAAAUGUACUGUGGAAACCAGCAACCAGUUCCUUUCGCGUGGCCGCAGCCGCAGCAGCAGCAGUCGCCUCACAACGGUGAGCAGCAGCAUCAGCCGCCUUACAAUGGUGAGCAGCAACAGCCGCCUUCCAGUGGUGGACAAGAUGAAUGA